Molecule: messenger RNA, 2904 nt
Organism: Puntigrus tetrazona (Sumatra barb)
Lineage: Eukaryota; Metazoa; Chordata; Actinopteri; Cypriniformes; Cyprinidae
Product: ribonuclease inhibitor-like
Exons: 7
Coding region: 16-1641 (541 amino acids)
Molecular function (GO): protein binding
Source: RefSeq, a predicted model, not a curated record
GAAUCUAAUCAAAAUAUGCUCAAAGGCCUGAUCACACACACAAAAGACACUACUGUGAGCAUCAGAAAAAUAAGUGCACACAUUAAACAAUUACAAAAACAGGACAUCUCAGAUGAAACUUCAGUCAACCUAUUCUACUGCUUACUUGAGCUCAAAGAUCAUUCAUUAUAUGAGGAAAUAAAUCAAUACUUAAGUUCAAAUAAACGUCCAGAAAGAGACCUCUCCUCUUCAAUGUGCACAGUGCUGACCUAUGUAUUGCUGAUGUCAGAGAAGGUACUGGAGGAAUUUAAUCCAAAGCAGUACACGUCCUCAUCUUCAAACUUCAAGAGACUUGUCCCAGCUGUGAGAUGCUGCAAAAAAGCACUAUUUGAUGGCUGUGGUCUUGAUGAAAAAUACUGUGAAACUGUGUCUUCAGCUCUACAACUGACAAAUUCCCAUCUGACAGAGUUGGACUUAAGUAGCAAUGACCUGAAGGAUUCAGGAGUAAAGCUGAUUUAUGAUGGCCUGAAGAGUCCACACUGUCAACUAGGCAUACUGAGACUAUGUGGAUGUAAUCUCACUGCAAAGUCCUGUGAAAGCUUGGCUUCUGCUCUACAAUCCUCAAGCUCUGUCUUGAGAGAGCUGGACCUGAGUAACAAUGACCUCCAUGAUUCAGGAGUGAAGCUUCUUUCUGAUGGACUAAAGAGUCUAAACUGUCAACUGAAUAUACUGAGAUGUUCUAUAUGUAAUCUCACUGCACAGUCUUGUGAGAGUUUGUCUUCAGUUUUACAAUCCUCAAACUCUCUCCUGAAAGAGCUGGAUCUGAGUAACAAUGACCUGCAGGAUUCAGGACUAAAGCUUUUUUCUGAUGCACUAAAGAGUCCAAACUGUCAGCUGGAUAUAUUGAGGUUGUCUGGCUGUAUGGUGACAGAGGAAGGCUGUCAUUAUUUGUCUUCAGCUCUGACUUCAAACCCCUCACACCUGAGAGAGCUGGAUCUGAGCUACAAUCAUCCUGGAGAUUCAGGAGUGAAGCUGCUCUCUGAAAAACUAGAGGACUCAACCUGCUCAUUGGACAAACUCAAUGUGGAUCAUGGAGGAGAAUCCAGGAUUAAAGAAGGACUGAAAAAAUACGAGUGUUUUUUCACACUGGAUCCAAACACAGCAUACACUUGUCUCUAUCUGUCUAAGAAGAACAGAAAGGUGAUGCAUGUGUCUCAGUCGUAUCCUGAUCAUCCAGACAGAUUUGAUGAUGUUUGUCAGGUGUUGUGUCGAGAGAGUGUGUGUGGACGCUGUUACUGGGAGACUGAGUGGACUGGGCUUGUGCAUAUAUCCGUGUCCUAUAAAAGAGGUGAUGAGUCUGUGUUUGGACGCAAUGAUCAGUCCUGGAGUUUGUGCUGCUCUCCUCACAGAUACUCAUUCAUACACAAUAACAUAGAGACUGAUCUCUCUGUGAAGCCCAUCAUGAACAGAAGAAUAGAAAGAACAGGAGUGUAUGAAUAUAUUUCUAGAGUAGGAGUGUAUGUGGAUGAGAGCGCAGGAACUCUGUCCUUCUUCUGCAUCUCUGACACAAUGAGACUCAUCCACACAGUCCAGACCACAUUCACUCAGACACUCUGUCCUGGGUUUACUGUUUAUUAUAAAUCAUCAGUGAAUCUGUGUUGAUGAAUCAGAAGAGACUGAGCAGAGAUUCUACCCAUAAUGCUUUGAGCUGCGUGGCAAAUUAGUAACAAUGAGAUGACAUCAAUACUGCAGCUCAACUUCUGUCACUGAAAUAACAGAAUAAUGCUUGAGAAAUACUCAAAGGCAGAUAAGUGUGUGUGUGAGUGUGAGAGAGGGAGAGUCAUGCUAAGUGAUGAUGUGAAUCUGAAUUUAUGAGCCUACAUUUGUGUUUUAAUUAUUGUGUGCCUUUAAUAAUUUGUAUUAUUCUCAAAAUUACCUUUCAAUUCAAAUGUGUCUUUCACAAACAUGUCAUUCUCUGUUUUGUACAGAAAUAAUAAAAGACGGUGACGGAUCAACUUGAGAUGAGACUGAGAUUACAUUUUUUUAAUGAAUAAAGUCGAUUCCUCACAAAAAUGAAACGAACAAAAAUAAUAAAAUAAAAUGUGCUCUUAAAAUGUACUCUUCACCCUGAUUAAGAUCUGUUUAUGUGCACAAGCGCUCAUCUGACAAAAUUUAAAAGCUGAGAGUCCUGAGACCUUGUUUAAUAUCAGAAGUAACAUGAUCUUUCAUCUCUGUUGAUGUGUUGUCAGUUUUCUCUUUGCUCUGCGAUGUAUUUUUCACUGUGUGAGAACAUGUGUGUGGUUUCAGAGCUGCAUUGUUUGUCGGGCAUUAGCUCUUACUAUGUUCGAUCACAAGUAAAUGAUUUCGUCCAGGAAUUGUAAAAUCAAAAUGUUAAACCAAAAAAACUAAGGUAUUACUCACAACAAUCGUUGUAUCUUGCUAUUUUAACUUACACUCUGUGUGUACUAAUCCAUGUUGCUUAAAGAUGAACAUGCUUUGAGCGGGAUCGACUAAUUUAUGUGGAAACAUCAACAUCCUAAUUUCUGCUUGGCUGAUGCCAUUUAACUCCAUGUAACUCGGCAGAGACCUUUCUCCGUAAGUAGCUAUAUUUAGUCUCAAAAUUGCUGAAUUGGCAACACUGCAUGUGAACCCGUCAAAGAUAAAUGUGAUUGUAAGGAUGACACCAUUAGCAUGCUGCACAAGAUGUCAUGUGCGUCAUUCAAAUUUGCUCCUCAUAAUACAACAUUCUGAAUAAAUUAUGCAAACUGUACAUAAGAACACGAUAAAUGUAAAACACUAUAGAAAUUAAUUUUGAUUAUGUUCACUCACAUUUAACAUUGUAUAAUCAUUAACUCAGUUACAUUCUCCCCACUGAACUUAGUAUGCAUCUAUCAAAAAUUCUGCCAAUAAACACUUUCCCCACCA